Hordeum vulgare subsp. vulgare (domesticated barley) is the source of this 1128-nucleotide messenger RNA. RefSeq lists its product as uncharacterized. NCBI's taxonomy places the organism in Eukaryota, Viridiplantae, Streptophyta, Magnoliopsida, Poales, Poaceae. The record is from RefSeq and is a predicted model, not a curated record. The transcript has 2 exons. The coding region runs from base 30 to 476 and encodes 148 amino acids.
UGGCAUAGGGGACGGCCUUCUAAGAGCUGAUGCCCCAUCUCCUCACCCCAUCUGGCCUCUCCCCAUUCUCACUUUCCCAGAUCCACACGUAUGUACCUGUCCUCCCCACCCCCCCUAAUGGAUGGAUCCUGAUGGAGGAGGAGAAGAAGGGAUGGAUCCCUCACACCCCGUGCUUCUUCUCCACGGAUACGCGCCUAGACGGAGGAGCAGAGUGCGUGCGUCCUCCACGGAUCCUGCAUUCUUCUCCAUGGAUCCACGAUGGAGGAGAACCAGCCGCUGCGGAGGAAGAAGUUGUACGCUCGCCACCGCCCUUCACCACGUCUCGUGCCUCCUCUCACACCGGUGCCGCGACCUGCCUCAUCGUCUGGAUCCCCUCGAUCUGGACAUGUCGUGCUACAUCCCUCAACCUCAAGGUAAGUGGGUUGUGUAAGCUGCGUCCACCAUGCUCCACUCCUUGCAUGGCCUCUGCUGCCUGAAUGCGACCACGGCCGAUCCGUCCACGUGCGGACGCUCCAGCCUUAACAGGAUCUCCUUCCACUUGCUGGCGUACUCCUCACGUGGACGCCCGCCACGAUCUGGAUGUCACACCGCCUCAGCAGCCUAGCAAUACCCAUGAAUUAGGUAGUUGUUAGUACAAUUAACCAUGUCGAAUUCAGUACGUUUUUCAACCCUUUUGAAUGAAGAGAUGAAUCUGCCUCUGGUGGUGGGAGAAAGACAAUGCCAGUUGGUGCUAUUGUUGUUACACCCAUGACGCAAGCUCCGGUGUCGCCGUGAUGUUGGUUCGGGAAGAGGAUGCAAACACUACAACUCUGAACUCCACAACGUACAUUCCUCUCAUUUUGUUGCUAUUGUAGUGGAGCCCCUAGGAUGCAUGCAGCACAGACGUUGGUUCUUCCAAUCAAGAAACACGAAAUCUGCCACCGUCGUUUCUCUAUGUGUGCUGGUAUGUUUUGUGUGUGAUUCAAAGUUUGACAACUGGCAUGAUGUGAGAAAAAACAUCGGUGGAUACCUCUCAUCAAUUGCUCAUAGUUGGUUUGUUACUUUAGUGUUUAGACCGAUGAGUGAAUCUACAAGUAAUGUUAAUAAAACUGUAACCUUCAUUGCAGGACAAGUUCUACCUGAAUCUCA